Ornithodoros turicata is the source of this 9978-nucleotide messenger RNA. RefSeq names its product hemicentin-2-like. The record is from RefSeq and is a predicted model, not a curated record. Lineage: Eukaryota; Metazoa; Arthropoda; Arachnida; Ixodida; Argasidae. The coding region runs from base 261 to 3212 and encodes 983 amino acids. Gene Ontology annotation, molecular function: protein binding. The transcript is spliced from 15 exons.
CAAGCUCCCGAGCUGUUGCGGCGGAUGCCUCACUGUUUCUCUGAGUGCUCUUUGAAUGCCGUGUGCUCCCUUUUACGGAUGCUCAGCGAUUGUUCUCUUCGAGUCAAGGAAAGGUGCCCAACGGAAUGUGUUCUUUCGCUAACCAACGGGUCUGUAGAAUCUUGUGAAAAAGAAGAGUGGUGUUUCCUUUGCUGCUGAAGCGGGAAAGAGUGUGGGUUUAAACCUCGCAUGAGUGCAUCGGAAUCCGUGUUUCGGAAAACAUGCUGCGGAUGCUGCGCUUCCAAUCCUUGUGCCGUGUAACUUUAGGAUUGUGGAUGAUACUCGUCGCGGGUGUGCCAAGGGUUGCGGCGGUUGAAUACCCCGAAAGGCAUGCGCUCGUGGGAGCCACAGCAUUUCUUCCCUGCAACAUCACGCCACCAACAGCGGAUGAUGCCGUUGCUUUGGUGCUCUGGUACCGAGGUGACUCUGGAACUCCCAUCUUUAGCCUUGACGCUCGCAACUCACCGCCGGAUCCCGAGCGCACUUUUGUUGACGAUUCUUUGGGUUCUCGCGCGGUGUUCAACCGCAGUGGUCCAAUGGCCAUGCUCAGACUUCAGCCGGUCAAGGACGUGGACGACGGAGAGUACAGGUGUCGCGUCGACUACAAACGGUCCAGGACGCAGAACAGGCUCGUGCGUCUUAAUGUUGUUGUUCCUCCUGCGGAGGUGAUCAUCGCCAAUAAGACGGGAGAACCGCUAGUAAAUCGUCCCAUCAUUGGACCCUUCAACGAAGGAUCAUCGCUCAUUCUUGUCUGCAAAGCAUUAGGAGGUCGUCCUCCUCCUCGCGUCACGUGGUGGCUCGGUCCACAGAUGGUGGACGACACCGACUCAGCUCUGGGGGAGGGCAUCGUUCGCAACGACCUGGUCAUCUCUAAGCUGAAGAGGACAGACCUCAUGGCCACGUACCGUUGCCAGGCGAGCAACAACAACGACACCGUGCCCAUAUCCACGUCUGUCUCCCUCGACCUGAAUCUCCGUCCCUUAGUCGUUCAAAUCGUUACACCACGGACGGGUCUUAUAGAUGGUCAGUUGGUUGACAUUGAGUGCCAGGCGGAAGGAGCUCAACCGCAGGCCGACAUCACGUGGCUUCUAGACGGGCAACCGUACAACGAAUCCCGGAGCACGUUGGCUGCAGACGCCAGCAGGACUUCCUCAAUCCUGCACCUGGAAGCGAAGCCAGAACUGAAUGGGAAGCGGAUUUCGUGCAAGGGGUUCAACCCUCACCUGCCAGACAGUGACCUCCAAGAUCACUGGUUGCUCAACAUUAAAUUCAAACCAACUCUGCAGUUAAAUAUGGUGACGACAACCCCUAACGAUCAGAUCGGCGAAGGGAGCAGUGUCUACUUCGACUGCAACGUUCAAGCCAACCCUCCAGUGCUAGAGGUGGGUUGGCUUCACGAAGGCUCCCAGCUCAGUCCAGGGCCAGGAGUCCGUUUGGAACCCGUGCAUCUCGUCAUCGACCACGUACGUCGUCACCAAAGGGGGAAUUACCAGUGCGCAGCCACGAAUGAAUUGGGGCACGGCGUUUCGGAGAAGGUCUUCCUCAUGGUGUACUACGCUCCGAAGUGCCGCGAGAAGCAGAAGAUGACAUAUCACGUUGCGAAGCACGAAACCAUGCGAGUGUCGUGCGAAGUCGAUGCCGAUCCCUCAGACGUCCGUUUCGAGUGGCAAUUCAACAACAGCCAGGAGACACUGGACUUGGUGGCUUUCAACCAGACAGGAUCUAAAACUAGCUCCGCCUUCUACACACCCAGACGGAGAGCAGACUACGGAAAACUCAUAUGUAUUGCCUCUAAUUCUAUUGGCAAGUCAGCGCAUCCCUGCAUCUUCAACAUCGUUCCUGCUGCGCCGCCUCUGCCACUGGUCUCUUGCGCUGUGCCGGGACAAAGCGAGCAGUCCUUGAGGAUUUCCUGCAGCACUUCUUCCGAGGAAGAAAGUUCCCUUCCCGUACAAUAUAUGGCGGAAGUAUACCGUGAAGGAAAGUUUACCAAGCGGAUCGUAUCCCAAGUGCCAGAGUUUCUGGUAGAAGGACUCGCACCAGGUGCCACAUUCACAGUGCUGGUACAUGCUUGGAACGAAAAGGGCCGCAGUCCGUCUCACACAGUGGUGGCUUCUACACUGCCGUCGUCUAAACCGCUCCCAAGAGGUGAGGCAGCCAUAGUAUCUGCUCCCAGUCCGCUUCUGGGCACUCUGCUCGGAGUGGUUGCCCUGCUCGUCAUCAUCGCCAUGGUCAUCAUCAUCGUUAUGAAGGUCAAGACUGGAAAACGCGUUCAAGCCGCCAAAAGACAACAAGAUGACAAGGCGGAUACUCCCCUGAAGAAAGAACUGGGUGAUAUCACCGAAGUUGAAGACAAGUGCCCGGAUAUUAUUCCACCGAAGAACAUUGGAUUUGGUCCCGAUUUCACAGAUAUUGAGCUCAAAUACGUGGAUACCCACAUCACGGACCGAAUACCUGCGUACGAAAACGUUCCAGAGAAAAGUUACAAGGAGGCCUACGGAACCACGAUAGGUCCCAACUGCUAUGGCGCCAAACAGUGCGAGGAGGACCUCACUUACGCUGAGCUAAGCCUACCUCCAAGUACGCACUCUACAUUUGCCAGAAGUGGUCGUCGGGUGAGCGGUACCUAUCGAGCGCCGAUGGGAGCGGUGUCUCCUUUACCACAGCCUCAAGAACCUCCCACAGAGUACGCGGACAUCGACUUCACCGCGACAAGAGCACACGGUAGGACACGAGAUACUGGCGCUAGGCAACGCGAACAGAUCGCUUCAAAAGUACCAAAAGCUCCUAGCACUACGAAGUCGCGAUUCCUAGAGGUGCCUCCUGUCGUUACUGGAAAUGUACCGACAUCUAGCGGUAGUCAUCCUCCCGGCGGUCUCAGAGCACCUACGGGUGCCAAGACAGCUGGUAGUGAGCAGGGUCCUAGCGGGGUGAGCGCAACUAGGUUCUCCCAGGUGCCUAGCGGCAUGCAUCAGUAUCGUGGACCUGGCGUUACCAAAGAACCUGGUCCUGCAUCAACAUCUAGAGGUAGCAAGACACCUGGUCCCCAGACGGCUAUUGAGAGCCAGCCGAGUAGAGCAAUCCAGGAUAGCGAAAGGCCGCCACGACGUCCAUGGCCGAAGCCCGUACGCGUGCCUCGGAGAGCGACGUCCCCCAUCAGGCAUCUCCCGUUCUGACGCCGGUUCCUCCUUCGUGCCUACUUGGACACUCUCCGACGCCGGGAGCUCUGGAGGAACACUACCCAUGUGCUAGGCCUAAUUAGGCUUAGUUGUCGUCAUCAAGCACACCUGUUUUACAUUCACCGAAGGGUCCGGUGUGUACCAGUGGGAUCCAGUCCUGUCGUAGGGUCUCAGCGCAGCAGGGUCCCGGAGGUACUUGCAGACAGGUUGCAUCAAGCUCAAGUCCAGUGUCUUCGAGGCAGUCGUGAUGUUUGUGCAGGAGAGCUCUAUCUGUGACAGAUAGAUCUGCGUUUUGGGUUAGCCUGUGCAUGGGCAGGCAAACUACGACUAGUCGUGAAACCUCAGGAUAUGUGUGUAUGUGUGUGUGUAUGUAGAUUCUUUCGUCUGCCGCCGAAAUACCAAAAAAAGUCCUGCAAGAAACUGAAGACCGUGGGAAGGGAAGCUUUGGUUGUUUAUUUGAAAUCUCGUGGAGAAUCGGUGGCUUAGUGUUUCAGUCACUGUUAUCUCGUUACAUUACAUCAAACAUUGGCUGACAUCACGUACCACACAAACUGGACACGGGCAUCAAUCAGCUCGCAAUCACCACUCUUCACAUUUCGAUGUCGACUGCGCCACGUGUGAGUACCACGGCGGGUGCAAUCUGUUAUUUCGAGCACUUGAUUUGCCAAGGACUUCAUAUAUUUCCUCAUUUUCGCACACGACUGACUGACACACGUAACACUUAUAUUAGAUCCUGUUGUGAAACGGAUGCCAUGAGACGAUUUAUGCUUUUAAACUACACAGAUCACAGAGACACAUGCACCCACAUACGCACUGUCAGGUAUCCGCACAUCCUUCGGCCUCAUUAGCGUAAUUUUUGCGCUACAGACGGAACGCGUAUAUUUCGUAAAUACACACCCAUUCAUAUGCAGAUUCUUUACAGAAAUAAUUGCGUUGCGGUUACAUUCCGCACCCUUUAUAAUGCAUUAUGAAAUUUAGAGACCACGGUUACACAUCGUGUUGCGAGCACAUAUUCCGUACACAUCACCACCAGCAACGGGGUAUCGCCAGCGUAUUUAAUUGUUGUCUCAGCAUCUUUUUUCAAAUCGUUUUCUCCGAACAGACUUCCUGGCAACCUGGAUCGCGCUAUGCCACACCUUGCUGAGGUCAUCGUGUUGCAUCUUCUAGUCGUGAUGGUUCUUUGCCUCAACGAAAUUUCUCAAGGAGGUUUUCUGUUGUAAGGGACACCUUGUCGUUGGGUUCCCUUUUUUUAAAUAUUGCCCCUUGCGGUGUUUUAGUUUCUGUCGUUCCGCUUCUAAAGGACGGCCGACCGCAUCUCUUUCAGUCAUUUUCGCUUCCCAAGUAACACAUGGCGGUAAUAGUGAUACACCUUUAGUGUCCCUUCACGUGGAACCAUGUAGCUGAUGACAUCACCUAACCUAGUUCAAUAGAGCUUCUCUAAUAUUUAGGGGCGCAAAAAUUCUUCUCACAGAUAGCAUUUCUCCUCUUCUUCCUAAGAUAUCGCGGAAGAAGCGACGGAGGAUAGUAUGGUUGAGCCGCCGAAUGAGAAUACGUGCAUUUGUGUCUUGCUUGUGGCGCAUCUGUACCUUUGGCUUUGUCACGACGUGGCUCUUUCGUUCAAAACUGUUUAACGUCACUCUCACAAAAGCGCUUCCCGUUAUCACUUCCCACUAUGCCGAAUGAUGUAACAAUACCGUGAGAGAAGAAUUCUAAUUCAUGUAAAAGAAACGUUGAAGUAACAUACCGGAAGUUACGGCGCUUGUUUUUACUUUCUCUCGUUUGUUAGAUUGAGUUUGGAAUCUCGAAAAAGAUAACAAGGAGCCCUGAAAACUUUUAAAUGAGUUAUGAAACAACUCGCCCACCCAAAACUUCCGACAGAUAAGUUUAACUGGGCUAUGGUGUAUUGGAGAUCCGAAAGGACUCGCCCUCCUUUUGAGCAAUUACAUUUCAAAGCUCAGAGUUAUGUCCCCCUAACAUUACGUUGAGGCGACCACACCUGGGGAAGUUAGUGUCUACACCGAAAAACUGUCAUUGCGAGAGCGACUAUUUCGCUCUCGUACAAACAUAUUUCUGAAUAGUAGUUGAGAUGUCGAGCCGUGUUUGUUUCCACCGAAACGGUUGUACACGGGUUAAUUCCCGUUUGGUGUUUUGCCCUGAGGUCUGUGAAGGCGAAAUUUAUGUACAAUGUCAGACCACAGCAGUACAAGCGUACGAGAAACAACGAGCAAAAAUGGGAAAAGGGAAUGGAAAUAGGGAGUGAGGAAAAUGGGUAAUGAAGGACGGUGCUUCGGUGUUUGACAUUGCACUACGAUAUUGGCCAUUGCAAACGCUGGCAUAGUGGGUUAAUUUCACCCACCGGAGGCUUUGUGACACUGUACAAAAAUGUAUGUUGCGACAGUCGGGGCAUGUAACCAAUUUCCACCUCGCCAUUGAAUAUCCUCUAUACCAGCAACCUUUCCAUAAAGUCAGCAGUCAAAGCGACAGAUAGAUCACAGAGGGAAUGGGCAUUUCCUGACCAAACGAACUACAUCACACUCAUCGCUGUAAUCAGUAGGCAUGUGUGUGUAAUGCAUCGAUGCAGAAACAUCUUAGAUGUCGAGAACCAUUCAGUUCAAUCAUUUGUUUCAACGAAUGAACCGCGCGUCUCACGUACCUGUAAUGUGAUUUUUGCUCCACCAGUCGACCAAUAGUCAGUGAGGCAACGUUGUGAUUGUGAUGAUUGUGACUCGUGAUCAUCACUUGUAGAGACCGCAUAUUCAUCUUGUUGUAUCAUAUCAUGUACGGUGGCACCGAUGCAGUCAGUCGUGUACAUAGAAACGGUUAUUGUGUUGCUAAGUGUUCCGAUCACCGUGCACGGCUCGACUAAAAGCAGUUCAAUGUACGACGCAGAGAUGCGGAAUAUGCGUGACACAAUAAUUAGCCUGGCUACUAUAUAAUUAGCGAGGAUGAGACAAAGGGUGCGUCAUAUCAGUGUGCAUAUGUUGUUGUCCCAAGAUGCCGCGCUACUUGGCACAUUCUUGUCACGCAUUGCACAAAGAACGUCGAAAGUAACGUCGAAAUAACAUUAUCUGGGGAAAAAAAAGGAAAAAGAAGAAAAAUGGGAUAUGGGACCUAUGAAAAUCAUACUCAGAGCACUACAUGAGAAAGUCCUGCGAUACUUGCAAAGCCUCAUUGACACUUAUUCCCAUGCAAGCAACGUUGAAAGAAAUAAAAAGAAGUGCGUGAAGGGCAUCGACCACAGCUGCUGAUUCUUGUCGGAAGCAUUGUAUAUGCGAGACAUAGGCUGUUUUGAGAAUUCAUUGAGAAUGCCGUCUUUGCUGGCACAUCCAGCAUCCGCCACAUAGACUUGCCGGUCGCUUUGUGUUACUGCGGUGAACACUGAGAAUAUUUUGUGGAAUAUAUUAGACAACCAUCUGCUCGGCCCUGCCCAUUGUUAGAGUACAUUUGAUUUUUACUUUAAAUAUAAACGUGAAGCAUACAAGAUGUAACUUUUGUUUCACACUCAACGCACGAUGCAAAAUCCAGCGAACGGUAAUAUGAAUGCAACAGCAAAAGUGGCAAAGCCAUAGGUUCACACAAUUGCGUAUACUGUGUACUUUACAGCGCUCCGUUGUAGACAACAGUCCAAAUGGUAACAACAGGUUACGUAUCCCAAAAGUGACGCAAGUAACCUAUUUUAGGCAGAACAGCAGGGACGCAGCACUUUGACGACAGAUGAUAUCUUUUUUUUUCCCUAUGAAACCUUGUGUCGCCUAAUGCCGUUACCAUUACUGCUUACCUCUUCGAAACUGUCCUCGCAUGUUUACGAGAUGUUCCUCCUAGUAUUGGUUCCCUGGGUGUUGCGUGUUGAAAGCGCUUAGCAAGUGCAACAACGUGUGCAAAAAUAUGAGGGUAACUGUCUCGGGAGGUGGAGUAACAUUUGUGAGAAAACGGAAUCGGACGCUUCGAUAUAGAGUAAUCCUGAACCUUCUCGGGUUGAAUCCAUCCUAAAGAUCUCGCCACAAAAAUAAUAGAUCAGAUAAGACCGUGACCUGUUGUCACAUCACAGUGGCAUAGUAUUGCAUGCAAACAUAAUAUGCUCGUAUGACAUACAUGUGUGAUUGCUAUUCAUAUAUUCAAUCUUCGAACAUGUUCAAACUUGAGACACCCGUGAGCGAUUAGUAACUGGAUUAAACUGGAAAUAUCCCUUUUUGAGAAGGAUUUGCGUUAGUUUAUGUUCACGUGGGCAUACUUCGUCGUAUUUUUUACGCGUACGGAAUUUCAUGUACGGAAUGUCAUGUUCCUCACGCAUAUGAUUGAAAAUAUCGCGUUGACAUAAUUUGGGGGAAAGGACCUCGCACUGCGACGAACGUAAAAUAUUUUCGCUCGGUUUUAAUGCGCACUGUUGCACUUGAAAAAAAAAAAGGACGCGACUGUGAGCCAAUUAGUGAAGCCAUCGACUGCAAGGCGAUUACUCAGUGUGUAUGCAUUCCGGUAGGACGGCACCUGCAUGGACAGAGCUUCAUUCCGGCGGCGGCCGUGAUAGAGACGUGGUAGCUUGAUUGGAAUUGAAGGACGUGUGCUUAAUCUUCGUACGGUAUCGGAUGCCUGAUCAUUAUUUCUGAGACGAUCGUGCGCUCUCCUCCUUGUGCGUCGUCGUGUUCCACUGACUGUCGCUGCCGCAAACAUUCAAACUGCAUUGGAGAAAAAGUUUCUUCCUUUACGGCGUCUUCUAUCUCCUCUACUUUCAGUUCAGGCUCAGUUGCGUUGAUGUCGACAUACUAAUGAAACAAGCAAAAUGGAACAUUUGCUGCAAAACUUUCGAAGUAUGUGUCAACUACCCCAGCUUCUUCCGUUACUACAAUAUAGCCGCAAUAAUUUUUAAGUACGUCAACAUACUUUUUCCAAUCAAGGAGAGCAUGGGGGUAGCUUUCACUCACGUUAAAGGAGCACUGAACUGAAUACAAAAUAUGUUUUGUUUUCCGCGGCGGCGUGUUCUGCACGAGUAAAAUGGGCUCCUGCGAAAGAAUGGUGAGCGCUGGUGACCUACAGAGCACGCGCAAGGCUCUGUUCCGCACGUCUUUCAAAAUCAUCUCCUCGUGCAAAGAGCGCAUCGCCGAACGAGAGGACGUCGUGACGUGUCAUGGCCUGCAUCACGUGACCAGUAACGUACAGCGGCGCAUCUCAAGCAUGUAUAAGGGCCGCGCGAGUGGAGGAGAAAAAACAAAGAGAAAAGGCACAGAGACCUUUCCACGUCACGCGAGGAUCGUGUCCGCAGCUGCUCUCUCCGACUGUUUUUGGAAAUUCGAUAGCGCAGUGACACUACACUGCAGAACGGAAACACUUUGCAUGGACUCCUGGUGGACAGCUUCACAGAUGAGGCAGUGUUUCGACUUUCGAGCGAUGUUAAAUGUCACUUCAUUGCUCCUUUAACUUUAAUUUUAAGUCACAUGAAUUUAAGCGAUCUGAAAUAAGGUAACAGGUCGGGACAACAUAACGCAACCGACGCUGAACACGUCCGAUAUGUACUUUCACAGAACUUCGACGCUGUGUUGGUACUGUAUAUCUCAAGUUUGCUUUAAUACAGACCCUCUUGACAAAUGCGGUCAAGAGCAUUUCACUUUUCGCAUGCUGGUUUUUCUUUUCGGGGCCACGUACACGCCACGCCAAUUAGUACUUAUUUUCAUUGCGUAUUAUUGAAUACUCACUGGUCAAGAUAUCGGGUUGUGCCACCCCAAUGAAUGAUCUUGGUUGAUUGCUAACAAGACAUAGCGGAGGAUAGUGACAUAACCCUCCUGCAGACGAAAACGUCUUCAGGGCAUACAGAAUGUACACAAGUGCAUUGUGGUCACAUGAUCCAAUAGCAUGUAAGCGGAAUACGGAGCAUAAAAGCAACAUGUGGCGCAAACAGCACGAUUUGUGCAAAUGUCACACUUGCUCCUAGGCUUCUUCAUCUUGAGCACGUCAGCGUUAGCUUCGGAUUAGACACAGUUUCUCGAAGGUUGCCAGGAAGCUGUAUGUGGGCAUCAUUGAUAUGACGCCAAACUUGUACAAUGAGCACAUUGUUCACACUUGCAUUGCUGUUAGAAACAAGAAAGCACACACGUUGUAAUUGACGCUCUUAAUAGAUAAUUGCACUCCACCACUUCGACACAUACGUAAAAAAGAACGCUUUAUACGUUAAGUCUAUUCACUAAACUAGUCAUGCAUCGUUUUUAGCGCGCUUUUUAUGCAUUCUUUUCAAGAGCGAUGUCCUUACACAUUCUGAAACAUCACUCUUGCCCGGUCGCACUGCUACAUAACAUGAUCCACGCCCAUUUCGAAAGCUUCUUUUUUCUUACGACCAUCCCAGUACUGGGUACAACGCUGGACAUAUGUAUAAACGUUCUCAACCAAUGUUGCCCUGAAAUUGCUUGUGAUGGUGCCCACAGCGCCUGGUGCAUAAGACUCUUCUCAAAAAGUGCGCGGAACUUCGCCUUAUACCAACAGCUCCGUGUGUGUGUUUGUGCAUAAUGCGUAUAAUGAGCCACGGAACUGGGAUUUCGUCACGUGAUCAUCCAUCUGUGCCUUCCGCGAGACAGUGUUAGGGUGUUUUAACAAAGAGAGAGUUUGUGAAAGACAAGGCGGUUUUGAAACGCUAAUAACUGGUUAUUACUACUUCGAGAGCGCACGAGGACGUGAAAGGCGUCGUGUAAGGUAUAUGUCUUGUGUUAAACCUCAUGUUGGUACUAUAAAAGAACAUUUAUGAAACGGUUUCACAUUUCUUUACUCAUUGCAAAUAAAG